GCUGCAGACAUUUAUUCAUUCGGAAUGGUUAUGUGCGAAGUAUUUUCUGGCGCUUCUCCUUUUAGCAAUAUUGAUUGUAAAAAUGAGGAAGAAGGCAAAAUCCUUGAAAUUGAAAUCUGUAACGGGAAGCGACUAGAAAUUCAAGAUCUGCCCCCUUUAAUAGCUGAAUUGAUAAAAAAAUGUUGGGAUGCCGAUCUAACAAGACGACCAUCCGCAAAAAACUUGUGUAAAACUUUAAAUACUUGA
Acaulospora morrowiae is the source of this 246-nucleotide messenger RNA. The record is from the annotation of a GenBank genome assembly. NCBI's taxonomy places the organism in Eukaryota, Fungi, Glomeromycota, Glomeromycetes, Diversisporales, Acaulosporaceae.